AUGAUGGAAGGACACGUACGCGGGCAAUAUGAAAAAGAGGUGGCCGUGGUUACCGGAGGGAAUAGAGGGAUUGGGUUAGAAAUAUGCAAGCAGCUUGCUUCCAAAGGAGUCACGGUAGUAUUGACAGCGAGGGACGAAAAGAGGGGUGCAGAAGCGGUCAAAAAUCUUGCAUCGCAGGGGCUAUCCAACGUCCUGUUUCAUCAACUGGAGGUUGGAGAUCUCUCAAGCGCUGCACGUCUCGCUGAUUUUAUCCGGGAGAAAUUUGGCAAAUUGGAUAUAUUGGUCAACAAUGCAGCAAUUGCCGGGUCCAAAACAGAGAUCAGCAAUCCGGAAUCUUUUAAGUUAGAGCUUGCAGGCAUGAAUGCCCAGGAAAAGCUCGAAAGGAUUAGGAGGCACACCACAGACCCUUACGACAAAGCAGAGGAGUGCUUGAGAACAAACUACCAUGGCACCAAAAUUGUCACAGAAGCGCUUCUUCCUCUCCUGCACCUCUCAUCGCAUGGAAGAAUUGUAAACAUAUCAUCUCGUUUCGGACUACUCAGGUUUUUCAGUGGUGAGGAACUUAAAAAGGAGCUCAACAACAUCAAUAACCUAUCUGUAGAGAGAUUAGAUGAGCUGUCAGAAUUGUUCCUCAAGGACUUCGAGAAUGGCCAACUGGAACCCCAUGGGUGGCCGGUUGAAGGAGGGUACCCUGCAUAUAAAGUGUCCAAGGCUCUUGCCAAUGCCUGUUCGAGAAUCAUUGCAAAGAAGCACCCAACACUAUGCAUAAAUUGUGUGCAUCCCGGUUAUGUCAACACAGACAUGAACUUCCACACCGGAGUUCUCACGGUUGAGGAGGGCACGAGAGGAGCGCUGAUUCUGGCUCUCCUACCCAAGGGAGGUAUGACUGGAGCAUACUUGGACUGCACAGAGGUUGCAUCCUUCGUGGUCGCUGUGGUUACAGGAGGGAACAGAGGAAUUGGGCUAGAAAUAUGCAAACAACUGGCUUCUAAUGGAAUCACUGUAGUGCUGACAGCAAGAGAUGAGAAGAGGGGCGCCGAAGCAGUCAGCACGCUUGGGCUAUCCAACGUCGUAUAUCAUCAGUUGGAGGUCAGCGAUCCAUCAAGCGCUGCACGCUUAGCUGAUUUUAUCAAGGAGAAGUUUGGCAAGCUGGAUAUAUUGGUCAAUAAUGCAGGAAUUACUGGAACGACAAGUAACGUCGGCGACCUAGAAACUUUUCGUCAAGAGCUCGCAGGCAUGGACGAUCUCAUGGAGAGGAUCCAAACAAUCAAUAAGCACAUCACGGAACCUUAUGAGGAAGCAGAGAAGUGCUUGAGUUUCCUCUUCUGCAGUCCUCAUCCCAUGGAAGGAUUGUUAACAUGUCAUCUUACUAUGGACUACUCAGGUUCCAUCCUGCUCCAGUUUUUCAGUGGAGAUGAACUUAAAGAGGAGCUCAACAAUAUCGACAGCUUAUCUGAACAAAGAGUGGACGAGUUGUCAGAAUUGUUCCUCAAGGACUUCAAGGAUGGCCAACUGGAGGCUCGAGGUUGGCCUAAGGAAGGAGGGUUCAUUUCGUACAAAGAGUCCAAGGCUCUCGCGAAUGCCUAUUCCCGGAUCCUUGCGAAGGAGCACCCGUCGCUGUGCAUCAACUGCGUGCAUCCUGGCUACGUCGAGACGGACAUGAACUUCCAGGUUGGGCAUCUGACGGUCGAGGAGCUCUCAUGA
Miscanthus lutarioriparius is the source of this 1704-nucleotide messenger RNA. The record is from the annotation of a GenBank genome assembly. NCBI's taxonomy places the organism in Eukaryota, Viridiplantae, Streptophyta, Magnoliopsida, Poales, Poaceae.